This is a messenger RNA of Akanthomyces muscarius, 210 nucleotides long. RefSeq lists its product as uncharacterized. NCBI's taxonomy places the organism in Eukaryota, Fungi, Ascomycota, Sordariomycetes, Hypocreales, Cordycipitaceae. The transcript has 2 exons. The record is from RefSeq and is a predicted model, not a curated record. The coding region runs from base 1 to 210 and encodes 69 amino acids.
AUGCACUCCGGCAAGUUAAUAUACGAAUUACGAUGCAUGCAGGGAUCCGUUGUCGAGAUACUGCAAGUACUGGGGAUCGACUCCGUCAUCAAAGGAAGAGUGCUCUCCGCCUCCCCGAGCCCUAGUCUCUGUCACCACAAUUUCUGCCAGAUUGGAGCCUUCAUUUGCAGCCACGUCCCACAAGCAAGUUCCACUGCGGUACCAGUCUAG